This is a messenger RNA of Papilio polytes (common Mormon), 1752 nucleotides long. Its product is annotated as peptidyl-prolyl cis-trans isomerase-like 2. Gene Ontology annotation, molecular function: peptidyl-prolyl cis-trans isomerase activity; ubiquitin-ubiquitin ligase activity. Gene Ontology annotation, cellular component: catalytic step 2 spliceosome. Lineage: Eukaryota; Metazoa; Arthropoda; Insecta; Lepidoptera; Papilionidae. The record is from RefSeq and is a predicted model, not a curated record. The coding region runs from base 168 to 1718 and encodes 516 amino acids. Gene Ontology annotation, biological process: protein peptidyl-prolyl isomerization; protein polyubiquitination; protein folding. The transcript is spliced from 9 exons.
AAAAAAUUGACUCAAACUCUAAUAGAUUAAUAUUUCAGGAAUUUUGGAUGAAAUAAUUAAUUGUAAUCAAUUUACGCUUAAGUUAUCGCCAAUUGACUAUAUAUCGCUAUAUCAGCACUUGUAAGAUAACGUUUUGUUCCAUAUUACUGUUUGUUACGUAGUUAAAAAUGGGGAAAAGGCAACAUCAAAAAGAUAAAAUGUACUUAACGUACACGGAAUGGACUACAUUAUAUGGAGGCAAAAGAUCUGGCACAUCUACUGAAGAAGAUACCACUUUUAAACGACUUCCGUUUGACCACUGUUGUUUGUGUCUGCAACCAUUUGAAUAUCCUUUUUGUGAUGGCGACGGCAACGUUUUUGAAUCCGAAGCUAUUAUAGCUUUUAUCAAAAAAUUUAAAAUUAACCCAGUAACUGGGAAGAAAUUUGAUGUAAAAUCAUUACUCAAGUUGAAGUUUUUUAAAAAUGCCGAAGAUGAAUAUCAUUGUCCCGUUCUAUUUAAAUUGUUUACUAAGAACUCACAUAUUGUUGCUAUUCGAACAACGGGAAAUGUUUACUCACAUGAAGCUGUUGAACAACUUAACAUCAAGGGAAAGAACUGGAAAGAUCUCAUUGAUGAUACACCAUUCACCAGAAAUGAUAUCAUAACAAUACAGGAUCCCAGUAAUUUAACCAAAUUUAAUAUAUCAAAUUUCCAUCAUAUUAAGAAUAAUUUAAGAGUUGAAACAGAGGAGGAAAUUGCAAUGAGAAAAGAUCCACAUGCAAGAUUGAAAACUGUAUCCGCUGAAACAAAAGACAUUUUACAACAACUUGAAAAAGAUUAUAAACCACCUGAAGUAAAGGAAACUAAAAAAGAGGUAGCAGAUAAAUUCAAUGCUGCACAUUUCUCAACCGGUAUGGUGGCGGCCAGUUUUACUUCCACUGCUAUGGUACCAGAGACAGUACAUGAGGCAGCUAUCAUUUGUGAGGAUGAAGUUAAAUAUGACAGAGUGAAGAAGAAAGGAUAUGUUAGACUGGUUACAAAUGUGGGACCAUUAAAUUUGGAGCUCUAUUGUGAUGUAACUCCUAAAGCUUGUGACAAUUUUAUAAAACACUGCUACAGUGGUUACUACAAUGGUACGAAGUUUCAUCGAUCAAUAAGGAAUUUUAUGAUCCAAGGUGGAGAUCCAACUGGUACUGGUCUCGGUGGUGAAUCUAUUUGGAAGAAACCAUUUGAAGAUGAAAUUAGACCUAAUUUGCAUCACACAGGCCGUGGAGUUUUGUCUAUGGCCAACUCAGGGCCGAACACUAAUGGAUCACAGUUCUUUAUAACAUUUAGAUCCUGCAAACAGUUAGAUGGAAAACACACAAUAUUUGGCAAACUUGUUGGUGGUCUGGACACACUUAAUGCAAUGGAACAGAUUGAAGUUGACAACAAAGACAGGCCAAUACAGGACAUUAUAAUAGAAGUCGGACAAGUGUUUGUUGACCCAUUUUUGGAAGCUGAAGAACAGUUGGUGGCUGAAAGAGCUGCAGAAUUAAAGAGACAAGCGGAAGAAGAUGGACCAGGAGUUAAACCUAAAAAAGCUGUCAAACAACCACUGAAAGUGUUCAGAGAGGGUGUCGGUAAAUAUUUGAACUUGGAAGAAUUGUCAACAAACAAAGCAAAUAAAUCACAAGAACCAGCUAAGAAACUUAAGAAGGAUAAUAAUUAUAAAUUUGGAAGUUUUGAAUCAUGGUAGUGUUAUGUAAAAUAUAAUGUAAUUGAAAAUUCAA